Molecule: messenger RNA, 534 nt
Organism: Iphiclides podalirius (scarce swallowtail)
Lineage: Eukaryota; Metazoa; Arthropoda; Insecta; Lepidoptera; Papilionidae
Source: the annotation of a GenBank genome assembly
AUGGGAUGGACGGCCCCAGUCAUUCCCAAGCUACAGGAUCCAGAGCAGACUCCGCUACCUUCGGAAGUUUCGGAAACAGAGACGUCAUUAAUAGGCUCCAUUUUGUACGUAGGAACUAUUGUCGGACCUUACUUAAGUGGAUAUUUGUGCAAUGCGCUCGGCCGAAAACCAUGCUUCUACUUAGCAGGGCUCUUUUCAAUCAUUUCCUUUCUACUUUUGGCCACAGCGAACAAUCUCUCGAUGAUUUAUGUCGGCAGAGUUUUUAACGGUUUCGGUAUUAUUCCCGGUACACUUAUCGGGGAAAUGUUCCAUUCUAACGUUAGAAGUACAGGGUCAACUGUAAGUGCCACAAUCGGUUGGUUGUUCGGUUUCGGCUUGACGACUAUCUUCGGUUACAUGGUCUCGGAGCUGGGAAGUCACAUCACCUUUUGGAUAUUCUCGGGCAUGUGUGCUUUGGCUUUCCUUUUCACUUUGGUAUUCGUGCCGGAAACUAAAGGAAAGACUUUAGACGAGAUACAGUUUAUGUUAAAUAAA